AACAAUAUUUGUCUGAAUGUGUCACCUUUUUCCUUAUCAUCCGAAACAAUUCGCUAACAAACCAUAAUCUGGAUAUGGUUAAUUCAUGCAUCUUUAUGGUAUCCAUGUCAUCAUUUUUAUGACUCGGAUCGUGUCACCGUAUGAAUAUCUUAUCCCCUCCUCCCAGAUCCUAAUGCCCAUUCUUCUCUCCCUCUCAUCCACCCUUAUUUAUAAGAACAAAAUUUUGUUUUCACUUUUCUGGGGUUGAUUAAAAAUGUCAUCUUUUGAUUAGAGAGGUUUUGGGUUUCUGGUUUGGAGUUGUGAUCGUUGUUCUUGGGUUUCUUGAGGUUGGAAGAAUAACAAGACUUGUAGCUUUAAUAUGAAUCAUAGUAUUGUUUUGUUGCAUAGUCUGUUUUUAUUUAGUUUCUUCGUUUUUUAAUUUUGUUUAAAUCGGAAAUUAUUCAACUUUUGGAGUUAAACAUAGGACACACCCACACCUUUAUCAUUUUGUGAGAUCCUAGUGUGAAUUCUUUUCUUAUUGUACUCUUUGAUACUAAUCACUAACAUCGAAAACAAAAUACAGAUCUUAGUAUACUGGGUGACUCUAAUAUAUUAUUUAAUCCCUUGGUAGUAUUUAGUUUUGAUUUGUGAGAAGGACAAUAUUUGCCUAGAGUUUUUUGGUCAAGGGAGGAUGGAUCAAAUUAGUGAUGAGGCUAGUGUUGACCAUUUUCCAAUUGGUCCUUCAGACAUUCUUGGUAGGACAAUUGCUUUCAGGAUUCUUUUUUGCAAGUCUAUGUCCCAUUUUAGGCACCAGAUAUUUUAUAUGUUGUUAGAUAUGUUUUAUAGGUUUAGGGGGUUUUUGUCAUCCUUUAUAUCAUGGUUGCACCCCAGAAACCCGCAGGGGAUAUUGGCAAUGAUGACAAUAGUUGCUUUCUUGAUGAAACGAUACAAACAUGUGAAGGUAAGGGCUAAAAUGGCAUAUAGGAGGAAGUUUUGGAGAAACAUGAUGAGAACUGCUUUGACCUAUGAGGAAUGGGCCCAUGCAGCUAAGAUGCUUGAUAAAGAGACUAUAAAGAUGAAUGAAUCAGACCUUUAUGAUGUGGAAUUGGUUAGGAACAAGCUUCAAGAGCUACACCACCGUCGACAAGAAGGAUCUCUUAGAGAUAUAAUAUUUUGUAUGCGUGCCGAUCUUGUUAGAAAUUUAGGUAAUAUGUGUAAUCCUGAACUACACAUGGGUAGGCUUCAGGUGCCUAAAUUAAUCAAGGAGUAUAUAGAUGAGGUUACAACUCAAUUGAGAAUGGUUUGUGAUUCUGAUUCAGAGGAGCUAUCAUUAGAAGAAAAGCUUUCUUUCAUGCAUGAAACUAGGCAUGCAUUUGGGAGGACAGCUUUGUUGCUAAGUGGGGGUGCUUCUCUUGGAGCUUCCCAUGUGGGUGUAGUUAAAACACUGGUAGAACAUAAACUCAUGCCUAGGAUAAUUGCCGGUUCAAGUGUCGGAUCCAUUAUGUGUUCUGUUGUUGCCACUAGGAAUUGGCCUGAGCUUCAGAGCUUUUUUGAGGAUUCAUGGCACUCGUUGCAAUUUUUUGAUCAAAUGGGUGGGAUUUUUGCAGUUGUUAAGAGAGUCACAACAUAUGGUGCUGUUCAUGAGAUCAGACAGUUGCAAAUGAUGUUGAGGCAUCUAACAAGCAACCUUACAUUUCAAGAAGCUUAUGACAUGACAGGCAGAAUUCUUGGGAUUACAGUUUGUUCCCCAAGGAAGCAUGAACCACCUAGAUGUCUUAACUACUUGACUUCACCCCAUGUGGUUAUUUGGAGUGCAGUAACUGCUUCUUGUGCAUUUCCAGGCCUUUUUGAGGCUCAAGAAUUGAUGGCAAAGGAUAGAAGUGGAGAGAUUGUUCCUUACCAUCCUCCUUUUAACUUAGGUCCUGAAGAGGGCUCCACACCAGCACGCCGUUGGAGGGAUGGUAGCCUGGAGAUUGAUUUACCUAUGAUGCAGUUAAAAGAGCUAUUUAAUGUCAAUCAUUUCAUAGUUAGUCAGGCCAACCCUCAUAUUGCACCAUUAUUGAGAUUGAAAGAAUUUGUUCGGACUUAUGGGGGCAUCUUUGCUGCCAAGCUUGCUCAUCUUGUGGAGAUGGAGGUGAAACAUAGGUGUAAUCAAAUAUUGGAACUUGGUUUUCCAUUAGGUGGACUUGCUAAGUUGUUUGCACAAGAUUGGGAAGGUGACGUGACUGUUGUAAUGCCUGCAACUCUUGCUCAGUACUCCAAAAUUAUACAAAACCCUUCUUAUGGAGAGCUUCAAAAGGCAGCCAACCAAGGGAGAAGAUGCACUUGGGAGAAACUUUCAGCCAUAAAAGCAAAUUGUGGCAUUGAACUUGCUCUUGAUGAGUGUGUUGUAAUGCUCAAUCAUAUGAGAAGACUAAAGAGAAUUGCUGACAGAGCUGCAACUGCUUCUCAUGGUUUGUCCAAUACUGUCAAGUUCAGUGCUUCAAAAAGAAUUCCUUCGUGGAAUUGCAUGGCACGAGAGAAUUCAACAGGCUCCCUUGAAGAUCUUAAUGAUGUUUCCUCCUCAUUGCACCGUGACAGUGACUCCGAAAAUGUUGAUUUGCACUCUUGGACAAAAUCUGGUGGGCCUUUGAUGAGAACUACUUCGGCUAACAUGUUUGUCGACUUUCUUCAAAACUUGGAGGUUGAUACUGAACCAAAUAAAGGCUUAGUGAGUCAUGCUAACCCUCAUGAUUUUCAGUAUCGUAGCCCCAGGCUCACAACACCAGAUAGGAACUCUGAUAGCACAGAAUCUGAGCAAAGGGAAAUUGGCAACAGGGUUGUCAAUGGGUCUAGCAUACUAGUGACUGAAGGUGAUUUUUUGCAGCCUGAAAGAAUUCAUAAUGGGAUUGUGUUUAAUGUUGUCAAGAAAGGAAACUUGACACCCUUAAAUAGGAAUCAUGAUUCUGAAAACUACAACAGUGAAGUUGCUGAAUGUGUCCAUGAUGAGUGCCCACAGAAGGAGAUGGAUGGUGCUAGCUCAACUUCUGAAUGUGGAGAUGAUGAAUCCACACCAACUAGGUCCUCAACUGAAACUCCAAAUUACAAUUCCAACGGAAGUUCGGGUAUAGAUCAAAGCAUUGUUGACAGUUAGUUUCAGGUAUUAAUUCUUUUUCAGUGAUUUUUUAAUAUUUUGUUCUUACUUCCCUACCCAUUGUAAAUACUACUAAAUCUAGGCUUGGAGGGUCUCUAUUCAUGAUUUUGAUGGAAUAGCCCACCAUUUGGUAUACUCAUAAAUGUAAAGAGGAGAUUUUAUACACACAUUCCAAAACCACAUUGAUAAGUAUUGGU
Messenger RNA from Cajanus cajan (pigeon pea), 3309 nucleotides. RefSeq names its product triacylglycerol lipase SDP1. Gene Ontology annotation, molecular function: triacylglycerol lipase activity. Gene Ontology annotation, biological process: lipid metabolic process. The record is from RefSeq and is a predicted model, not a curated record. NCBI's taxonomy places the organism in Eukaryota, Viridiplantae, Streptophyta, Magnoliopsida, Fabales, Fabaceae.